Messenger RNA from Heterobasidion irregulare TC 32-1, 2868 nucleotides. RefSeq lists its product as uncharacterized. Lineage: Eukaryota; Fungi; Basidiomycota; Agaricomycetes; Russulales; Bondarzewiaceae. The transcript has 18 exons. Bases 1 to 2868 code for a protein of 955 amino acids. Gene Ontology annotation, biological process: intra-Golgi vesicle-mediated transport; intracellular protein transport; endoplasmic reticulum to Golgi vesicle-mediated transport. Gene Ontology annotation, molecular function: structural molecule activity. Gene Ontology annotation, cellular component: COPI vesicle coat; cytoplasm. The record is from RefSeq and is a predicted model, not a curated record.
AUGUCGAACCAAGAAGCAUUUUGCUACACCGUGGUUUACGAGGACAGCUCGGAAUCUCCAUCAACUCAGGACUUGCGGACCGCGCUUCAGAAGGGCACGGACGAUGUCAAGCUCGACACGUUGCGUAAGAUCAUAGUCUCUACGAUUAAUGGAAAUCCUCAGCCGACAUUGCUCAUGCCUAUAAUUCAAUACAUCAUGCCUUCGCGGAACAAGCAACUCAAGAAACUCUUGCACUUCUACUGGGAAGUGUGUCCAAAGUAUGACGAUAACGGAAAGCUGAAGCAGGAAAUGAUCCUAGUCGUGAAUGCCAUUCGAAAUGACUUGCAACAUCCUAACGAGUACAUCCGCGGUGCGACUCUCCGAUUCCUCCAGAAGAUCUCGAAGGAUCAGGAACUCCUCGAACCUCUCAUUCCACUCUGCCGCUCAUGUCUCGAGCAUCGACACUCUUAUGUUCGCAAGAACGCGGUCUUCGCGGUCUACACAAUUUACCGCGAGUUUGAGCACCUUAUUCCUGACGCGCCAGAACUCAUGCAAACUUUCCUCGCCGCCGAGUCUGACGCGACAUGCAAGCGCAAUGCGUUUGUGUUCUUGGCCAACUGCGCAAUGCCGAAGGCUGUGGAGUACGUCUUGCAAGUGUACGAUCAGAUUGGAAGCCUCGACGAGCUGCUGCAGAUGGCCAUUAUUGACGUUGUGAGAUUGGAUUGCAAAGCAGACUCGGCGCAUAGAGCAAGAUGGAUUCGCUGUAUCUUUGAACUCCUCAACUCGUCAUCAUAUGCGGUCAAGUAUGAGGCCGCCACCACUUUGACCAGUCUGACGCAAAAUGCUGCCGCUGUCAAAGCUGCUGCCUCUACACUAAUCAACAUUGUCGUUAAAGAGUCGGACAACAAUGUCAAGCUCAUCGUUCUAGAUCGACUAGAUGUUCUUCGAUCAAAGCAUGGGCAUGUCCUCGAUGGCCUCAUCAUGGACGUUCUACAGGUCCUGUCAAGUGCUGAUAUUGAAGUUCGUCGGAAAGCCAUCAGCAUUGCUCUCAGCAUGACUUCGAGUCGUAAUGUCGAGGAUGUCGUCAUGUUUCUCAAGAAGCAGCUUCAGAAGACUCAGGAUCAGGAAUUCGAUAAGGCACCAGAGUACCGCCAACUCCUUAUUCAGUCUAUUCAUGUUUGCGCAGUCAAAUUCUCGGAAGUUGCAGCUAGUGUUGUGCACGCUCUCAUGGAGUUCCUGGGUGACUCUAAUAAUCCUUCGGCACUGGAUGUUGUCGCAUUUGUUCGAGAGGUCGUGGAGAAAUUCCCCGCGCUUCGCUCGUCCAUCACGGAACAUCUCAUCCAAACACUGUCCGAUGUGAAGUCCGGAAAAGUGUUCCGUGGCGUCCUUUGGAUCCUUGGUGAAUACGUCGAGAACGCUCCAGAGAUUCUUGAAGCGUUCCAAGAAGUACGCAAGGUCAUUGGCGAGGUCCCCAUUCUGGCGUCAGAACAGCGACUGCUGGACGCUACGAAUCCAGAACAGGAAGAGACAAAGGACGAGGUGGGCAAGAAGGAGGCAGCAUCCUCUGGUGGGCGGCCGAAGGUCCUCGCAGAUGGAACGUAUGCCACAGAGACAGCCUAUACCAGCCUGUCUGCCUCGCGAUUGGAAGCUGUCAAGUCGGCUGCCAAGCCCCCAUUGCGGACGCUCAUCCUCGGUGGAGAUUUCUUCACAGGCUCUGUGCUGUCCUCAGCAUUGACAAAGCUGGUCUUGCGGUUCUCCGAGAUUUCGGGAAACAACCGCAAAUCGAACGCUCUUCGCGCAGAGGCAAUGCUCAUAAUGACCUCCAUCAUUCGGGUCGGGCAGUCGAAAUUUGUGACUGUGCCUAUCGACGAGGACUCCAAUGAGCGCAUCUUAAACUGCAUACAGACCUUGAGUGGCCUGGAGAGCAAGUCGACUAUGAACGAAAUCUUCCUCACAGACACCAAGGCGGCAUACUCUAAAAUGGUCGCGGCACAAGAGAAAAAGGCAGCGGAGAAGAGAGAACUAGAAGCCACGAAGGAGAGCUCUAUUCAGGUCGACGAUCUGCUGACAUUCCGCCAGUUCUCAAAGAAGGCUGCAGACGACGUGAUAGAUUACGACGAAGAUGUGGGUCGUGCAACAGGUGCUGGCGAAGUACAUGAGGAUUUCAUUUCAAACCUUAGUCGCAUCUCCCAGCUCACAGGGUUUUCGGACCCAAUUUAUGCGGAAGCAUAUGUCAAGGUUCAUGGUUUCGAUAUCAUGCUUGACGUGCUCCUUGUCAAUCAAACUGCCGACACUCUCCAAAAUCUUUGCUUGGACUUUGCUACGCUUGGUGAUUUGAAGCUAGUUGAGAGGCCAUCUGUGCACACCAUCGCACCUCAUGGCUUCCAGAGUAUCAAGGCGACUAUCAAAGUUUCAUCAACAGAGACAGGCGUCAUCUUCGGUAGCAUACUAUGGGAAGGACCAAACCUUUCCGAGCAGGCGGUGAUCCUCAACGACAUUCAUAUCGAUAUUAUGGAUUACAUCAAGCCUGCUCAUUGUACUGAGGCUCAGUUUCGUAGCAUGUGGACAGAGUUCGAAUGGGAAAACCGAGUGAACGUGUCCACCACUAUGUCGGAUCCUCGGGAUUAUCUCAAGCACAUCAUGAGCUCGACAAACAUGUCGUGCUUGACACCUGAUGGUGCGAUGUCGGGCGACUCCGAUUUUUUGUCGGCCAACUUGUAUGCCCGAAGCCUUUUCGGCGAGGAUGCUCUUGCGAAUCUGAGCAUUGAACGGACCGAGGCUGGCACUAUCACCGGCCAUGUGCGUAUACGCAGCAAGACUCAGGGUAUAGCACUAUCGCUUGGUGACCGGAUCACUAUGGGUAUGGAGUUUGUCCCAAGCAUUCGUUAG